This is a messenger RNA of Meriones unguiculatus (Mongolian gerbil), 2717 nucleotides long. RefSeq names its product leiomodin 1 (gene Lmod1). The record is from RefSeq and is a predicted model, not a curated record. Gene Ontology annotation, molecular function: tropomyosin binding; actin binding. Lineage: Eukaryota; Metazoa; Chordata; Mammalia; Rodentia; Muridae. The coding region runs from base 217 to 2004 and encodes 595 amino acids. Gene Ontology annotation, cellular component: myofibril; striated muscle thin filament. Gene Ontology annotation, biological process: pointed-end actin filament capping; myofibril assembly; muscle contraction. The transcript has 3 exons.
CCAAGCAAGGUUCACUAGCCUUGGGCUGCAGGGAGGCUGCUGUGUCCCCUGAGCACCUGUGACACAGAGCGGGCCCACGGAGUGGCAGUCCUCACCUAGCUGGGGCUUCCCACCCACGCCCGCUGAGCUCUGUCCAGACCAGUGCUCCCUGUCCCUCCCCUGCCUACCAGCAUCGCACCCACAGACUUGGUAAGAGCAGCUGCUCACUUAGCCAAGAUGUCCAAGGUAGCUAAGUAUCGGCGGCAAGUGAGUGAGGACCCCGACAUCGACAGCCUGCUGUCCACCCUCUCCCCCGAGGAGAUGGAAGAGCUGGAGAAGGAGCUGGAUGUGGUGGACCCAGAUGGGAGCAUUCCCGUGGGGCUUCGGCAGAGGAAUCAAACGGACAAACAGCCCUCAGGCACUUUCAACCGGGAAGCCAUGCUCAACUUCUGUGAAAAGGAGACCAAGAAACUUAUUCAGAGGGAGAUGUCUAUGGAUGAAAGCAAGCAAGUGGGGAGAAAGACAGAUGCCAAGAAUGGAGAGGAAAAGGGCAGCGAUGCCAGCAGAAAGGCCCUAGGUCCCAGACAGGACUCAGACCUGGGCAAGGAGCCGAAGAAGGGUGUUUUAAAGAAAAGCUUCUCCAGGGAUCGAGAGGAGACUGAUGCCAGAGGGGGCGAAAAGCCCAAGGAGGAAAAGGUCAUCAGGGGCAUUGACAAGGGCCGGGUCAGGGCUGCAGUGGACAGGAAGGAGGCUGGGAAGGAUGGCAGAGAAGAAAGGGCAGCCACCAUGAAGAAAGAAGAAGAGAAGACAGGGAGUGUCAGGAACACAGGGUUGAGCAGAGACAAAGACAAGAAGAGAGAAGAGGUAAAGGAGGCCAGCAAGAAAGAGGAGGAGAAGCUAACAGCGGAGAGCAGGAACACAGUCUCCCAAAGAGAGGACAGGAGGCUGAAAAAGACAAGUGAGAACACGGACAAGAAACCAGAGGAUGAGGGCAUAGGAAGUGGGAUCAGAGACAAGAGAAAGGAGGAUGAAGUUAAGAAGGAAGAGAACCGACCUGACAAGGAGGUCAGGGAAGAGAGCGAGACCAAAGCCACAGAGAAGCAGGCCCUCAGUGGCCCCAGCAAGCCCUCAAAUGGGCAAGCCAGAGCAGAGGAGGAAACAGCUCCCAGCAUAUUUGAUGAACCUCUGGAGAGAGUGAAGAACAACGACCCAGAGAUGACUGAAGUGAACGUCAACAACUCAGACUGCAUCACCAAUGAAAUCCUGGUCCGGUUUACUGAGGCCUUGGAGUUCAACACUGUGGUCAAGGUGUUUGCCUUGGCCAAUACUCGGGCUGAUGACCAUGUGGCCUUUGCCAUUGCCAUAAUGCUCAAGGCCAAUAAGACCAUCACUAGCCUCAACCUGGACUCCAACCACAUCACUGGCAAAGGCAUCCUGGCUAUCUUCCGGGCCCUGCUCCAGAACAACACGCUGACAGAGCUGCGUUUUCACAACCAGAGGCACAUCUGUGGGGGCAAGACUGAGAUGGAGAUUGCCAAGCUCCUCAAGGAGAACACCACCCUGCUCAAGCUGGGCUACCAUUUUGAGCUGGCCGGGCCACGGAUGACUGUCACCAACCUGCUUAGCCGCAACAUGGACAAGCAGCGACAGAAACGGCUGCAAGAGCAAAAGCAGGCCCAGGAAGCCAGGGGAGAGAAGAAGGACCGGCUGGAAGUACCCAAAGUUGGGGCUCUGGCCAAGGGUUCCCCCAAAACUUCACCCCAACCAUCUCCAAAGCCUGCACCCAAGAACUCACCCAAGAAAGAGGGUGCUCCAGCUGCCCCACCUCCUCCUCCUCCUCCCCUGGCCCCGCCCCUUAUCAUGGAGAAUCUAAAGAACUCUCUCUCACCAGCUACCCAGAGGAAGAUGGGAGACAAAGUGCUCCCUGCCCAGGAGAAGAACUCACGUGACCAGCUCCUAGCUGCCAUCCGUUCCAGCAACCUUAAGCAGCUGAAGAAGGCAAAGGUACCCAAGCUGCUUCAAUAGGAUCAGGCAUCCAGGCACCUGGUGCCAAUGCCAUGCCUGCCUAGACUGUUGUCCCAGGGCUCCACACAGACCCCCACCACCCAACCCUGGCUGAGCUGUUGCAGCUCUCCCUGUCCACCGUGGGAGAGCUCAAGACCUGGGCCACGCUCAAGGGAGGACACCUCAUCUCUUCUCACCUUCCUUUGCUUGUCUCUGAGGCUCCCCAAAAGUUGCUUUGAAACCUGGAGCUGAAGUUUCAGAUGAGAGGAGUCCUUUUAGCAUGUUACAGAGAAGAUGGCACUGCCUGGAGCCCAGGAGCAGGCAUGCUGCCAAAGGCUUAGGAUGCAGAAAAGGUGUGUCUCAGGGGCCACAUAUCCACCCCAGCCUCAAUGCCACCAGGGCCAGGAUUCGGGCCUCUGAGGAGCCCUUGGGGCAAAGUUGCUGGGCCAGUGGCACUCUGUGGGUUAAUGUAGAAGAAUGGAGGGCACGGGGGUCCAAGGGCAAAGCAGGAGGGCUGAGGAUGCUACACACCCUCCCUCUGAUAUGCCUGGGCAGCAGGCAUAGUUGGACAGUGCCUAAGAGAGAGUAGGUUCCAGAUCAGAGUAGAGAGACAGACAGCAGCUGGGCCUCAAGGGUUGAUGCCAAAGCAGACAUUUUCUUCACACCACCCGCUGCUGUAUAAAUAGCUAUGUAUCUGUUUUCCAUAGGAUUUUGAUAAUAUAUACAAACCUUUA